Molecule: messenger RNA, 2311 nt
Organism: Labrus bergylta (ballan wrasse)
Lineage: Eukaryota; Metazoa; Chordata; Actinopteri; Labriformes; Labridae
Gene: sv2
Product: synaptic vesicle glycoprotein 2
Biological process (GO): transmembrane transport
Cellular component (GO): membrane
Molecular function (GO): transmembrane transporter activity
Source: RefSeq, a predicted model, not a curated record
GGUUGGGGGGGGUGUGUGCAGUCAGAUCAUCUAUGCCAGGUAGGUCCAGUCUCCAGUCUCCGGUCAGUCAUUAUUAUUAGAAUCGUCCGGGGAUGUCUCGUCACGUGCAAACCGGAGACGCUGAAGCGCGAGAGCCUCUUCUUAGCCUUCGCUACGAGGACCUGAAGGAGGACUCUGAUGAAGGUGUUAUCAUUUUCGAAAGGAGCACAUCAAGCUUCAAAAGUGAUUCUGUUGGGGGUUCACAGAAGAGACUCAAAUAUGAAGAAGCAGUAGACGCAGCAGGUUUCGGUGUGUUUCACUAUGCACUGCUGGUGGUGUGUGGAUGGGCCAAUGCCAGUGACGCCGUGGAGAUUCUCUGUGUGUCUUUUCUGCUGCCAACAGCACGUUGUGAUCUGCAUCUGGACUCUUCAGACAUGGGCCUGCUGACUUCCAGCAUUUUUCUUGGAAUGAUGUUUGGCGGCUACAUGUGGGGAUACUUAGCUGACCAGAGGGGGCGCCGCAAGGUUUUGGUUCUGUCCCUGACAGUCAACGGGAUAUUUGGAGGUUUGUCCAGCAUGGCUCCAUGGUUCUCAGUCUUCCUAGUGCUGCGGUUCAUCAGCGGCAUCGGGGUUGGAGGUUCGAUCCCUGUUAUCUUCUCCUACUUCUCAGAGUUUAUGCCCAGACUGAAGAGAGGCACAAUGAUCAGCGCUCUAGCUACCUUCUGGAUGGCAGGAAACAUAUUGGCUGCAGGUCUGGCUUGGGCGGUAAUCCCAACAAACUGGACGGACUUUUUGGGAUUCAUGGACUUUCAGGGCUGGAGAUUGUUUGUGAUGCUCUGCUCCGUUCCAAGCCUCACCUCGGCCCUCUUCUUCCUGCUGCUUCUGCCCGAGAGCCCCAAGUUCCUCAUGGAGGCUGGUCGGGAGAAAGAGGCGCUCCGAGUCUUCAAACAGAUGUUUAAGCUGAACAUGCGCGGGAAAGAAAAGGAUUUUACGGUCCUUGGUUUGUGCAUCAACCCCAGGAGAGAUCCAGACGAGACAAGAACGCUGGGUAAAGGAAGACUGACCUGGGCAAUAAAAAAGGCCUUGCUGCCCAUUAAACAGAUGUUUCAGGGUUCACUCAAAGUCAGGAGCUUUGUUCUGCUCAUCGUUUUCUUCUGCAUCUCCUUCGGUUACUACGGGCUGUGGAUGUGGUUCCCCGAGCUGUUUGCGAGACUUGAAAGCGGCGGCUCCCCCUGCAGGAACAUGUCGCUUCCACGUCCAAUGCAAAACCAAAGCUGUUAUCCGGUAAAGACAGCAGUGUACAUGGAGGGCUUCAUCAUCGCUGCGUCAAACUUACCAGGAAACCUCUUCACCAUUCUGAUGAUGGAGAGCACAGGAGGAAAGGUUCUGCUCUCCUGCAGCUUGCUGGUUUCCAGUCUGAGCGUCUUCCUCAUCUAUGUGGUCCAGACCAAGUACCAGAGUCUGAUCCUGUCCUGUGUCUUCAGUGGCGUGUCAGUGGUGGCCUGGAACGCUCUGGACGUGGUGGGAACAGAGCUCUACCCCACACAUCUACGGUCCUCUGCUCUUGGCUUCUUCACCGGAGUGGGCAGGGUGGCGGCAAUCAUGGGUAACAUAGUCUUCGGAAAGCUGGUGGACACAAACUGUUCCGUGCCGAUCCUGCUGGUGUCAGCGAUGCUUCUGACCGGAGGGCUGGUGGCUCUGCUGCUCCCGAAAACCAAGCAGAUGGAUCUCACCUGAUCGCUCUGACUCCGAAUCAGAGCAAAUGAGCUGGAUAAAUUAUUAGGUCCUCUUCUAGUGUCCUCAUGGAAGCAGACUGGAGGACUGCUGCCUUCACACGGCCUGUUUCUGCUCCAAGCUGUGCCUUCUGUCAUCUCUCCGUACCUUUUUGACGGUGCCUUAUUUAGAGUUGUCAAAAGGCAGCUGACUCUCUCUCCAGCUUCAAUUUCUCACUCAGAAGCGUAACGAGAAAAGGAAAUGCAGUCGUACUAUCAUUUUUUAUAUGUUGAGCAUAUGAGGAUUGAAAACCUCGGCAUAAGCAGCAAGUCGCAGCUUCACACAUCACAGACAUCUUUGUAAAGAUCGUCAGCAAGUGCAAUUAUAAUUCUUCUGUACUUCAAGUUAGUACAGUAAACGGUGUAGAGCUGGUAAACGGUGUAGAGCCGGUGUAGAGCCUUUAUCAUUCAACAACUCUCCUGUAUCUUCUGUUUUUCUCUAUUAUUUAAACUCCAGCAGCAACUCAAGAUUAUUUUCAUAAUCAGUGUAGCUGCUGUUUCUUUUGGCAAUAAAUUGACUGUUUCAUCUUUUACAUUAAACUAUUAAGAAAAUCACAACUA